This is a messenger RNA of Ictalurus furcatus (blue catfish), 3661 nucleotides long. Its product is annotated as tripartite motif-containing protein 67. The coding region runs from base 1257 to 3395 and encodes 712 amino acids. The transcript is spliced from 11 exons. The record is from RefSeq and is a predicted model, not a curated record. Gene Ontology annotation, molecular function: zinc ion binding; protein binding. Lineage: Eukaryota; Metazoa; Chordata; Actinopteri; Siluriformes; Ictaluridae.
CAUCCCUCCCACUAGUAUGUUUUCUCUUUCUCACUCUCAGACAACCACACACACACACACACACACACACACACACACACAGUCAAUUCCUAAUGUAAUGUAAAGGUGUAAGAUGUAAUUAUUAAUAAAAAGGGGGAUAUAUUAUAUUCAGAAGUCUGUAUUUUUUAAUGUGUUUUAAAGACAUCUUGCAGAAGGGGGGCCUCGGUCAAAUGUUAACGCCAUUUGGGGGGCCUUGCCCUGGAAAAGCUUGGGAACCCCUGCCUUAACGGGUUAAAGUGAACCCUAUAAGGUUCUUUGUAGGACUGGAAAAGGUUCUCCUAGCAUCACUCUUAUCAUAGAACCUUACUUUGUUUCUGAAGAGCCCGAGACGGAUAAUCCCGCCGAAGCGACGGAAGCGAAGGCUUCGGAUAGAGAAGACCGAGCCCUGAUUUGUUGCUGCGCAGGAGGAGAAAUGAAACACUUUCCACCCUUCUAGUGACGCAUGCAGGCUGCUUAUUUACCUAGCUGCGAUAUUAAUACGUAAACAAACAAACAAACAAACAGCGUCGCUUUUAAAUAUAUUACGUGAAAUAAGUAACGGAACGGAAAUGAAUUCACGUUAAUCGUGGACUAAGGGAAGAUUUCCCUUCACACUUCAUUCCUAAUUACACGGGCUAUAAUUUACUCUCUGUAGUCGCCCAGUAGAUUAAAUGAUAUUGUAUUAAUUAAUGAGGAACACAGGAUUGCUACCUCUUGUUAUUUAUAGGGUUGUUUUUUUUUUUUUUUUGGAGUCUGUUUGGUUGGAUUGAGCAACGCUCCUUGAAUACUAACCAGUGGAAAUGCCAUCACAUCACAUCACAGCUUACACGCCUGAAAGAGCAGCCAUUUAUUUCAAUUGCAAAUGAGGUUUUUUUUUUUUUCUAACCUGACCCUUAUUCGGAUGGGGUGAGAUAAUAGAUUUUUUUUCCCUCUCCAUCGGCAUAGGAGUGAAUUAAUUCUGUGGAUUAAUUUGGGAUUUGUAGUUUUGUAUGAGAAAGUCAUCAAGCAGGUUGUGGUCGAACAGCCAGGGAUCUGUGCGUCUGGGGGAGGAGGGGAGAGGUGCGCAUGCGCAGAGAGAGAGAGAGGGCGGGAGAGAGAGAGAGAGGUGAUCAGGGAGCUGUCCGGGUCUGGUGGUGCUGUUUGCUUGUCGGUAUUCGUCCUCAUCAGAGUGCUGUGUGUGUGUGAGUGUGUGUGAGAGUAUGUGUGUGUGAGUGUGUGUUGUUGUUGUUGUUUUUUUUAUGGACGCCAUGGACGAUGAGUUGAAAUGUCCAGUAUGCGGGUCCUUCUUCAAGGAGCCGAUUAUUUUGCCGUGCUCGCACAACGUGUGCUUGGCGUGCGCGCGGAACAUCACGGUGCAGACCCCGGAUGGUGAGCCUCCUCCGCCGCCGAGCCGCGCGUCGGCCGGCUCGGACUACGACUACGCGGACGCGGACAAAAUGAGCGAGACGGACAGCGGUUACGGUUCGUACACGCCGUGCGCCAAGUCGCCGAACGGCGUGCGCGUGUUCCCGCCGGCGCUGGCGCUUCCGUCGGCCCACCGCCACCGCUCCGUGACGUGCCCGCUGUGCCACCGCAGCGCGUCGCUGGACGAGCGCGGCCUCCGCGGCUUCCCGCGCAACCGCCUGCUCGAGGCCGUGGUGGCCCGGUGCCGCGCGACCCCCGCCAAGUGCCAGCUGUGCGACCACAACCCGGCCGACGCCACGGUCAUGUGCGAGCAGUGCGACGUGAUGUACUGCGCGCCGUGCCAGCAGCGCUGCCACCCCGCACGCGGGCCCCUCGCCAAGCACCGGCUCGUGUCGCCCGCCACCGGAGCCGUCGCGCGCACCGCCGGCGCCGGAGCCCAAUCACCCUCCCCCGCGGCCGCCGCGUGCGCCGAGCACGACGCGCAGACCUACACCGCGUACUGCGUCACCUGCAAGAUCCCCGUGUGUUACCUCUGCAUGGAGGACAGCAAGCACGGAAAGCACGACGUCAAACCCACAGCCGCCAUGUGGAAGCAGCACAAGUGCCAGUUAUCUCAGGCGUUGAAUGGCGUCUCUGAUAAAGCGAAGGAUGCCAAGGAGUUCCUGGUGCAGCUGAAGAACCUGCUCCAACAGAUCCAGGAGAAUGGCGUGGAGUUUGAAGCGUGUCUGGUGGCACAGUGUGAUGCCCUGAUUGAAGCGCUCACACGGCAGAAAGCCAAGCUGCUCACCAAGGUCACAAAGGAGAAAGAGAGCAAGCUGAAGACGGUCAGAGACCAGAUCACACACUGCACUAUGAAGCUGAGACAGACCACCGGCAUGAUGGAGUUCUGUCUGGAGGUCAUCAAGGAGAACGACCCGAGCGGCUUCCUACUGAUCUCGGAUGCGUUGAUUAAACGUGUUCAGCUCUCUCAGGAUCAGUGGGUUAAAGGCGCUCUGGAGCCGAAGGUUUGCCCCGAGUUCAACCUGAGCCUCACCACCGACCCUCUGCUGCAGGCCAUUCUACAACUCGACCUUAUCCAGGGCCAGGAUUCUCACACUCAGGAGACUCCGUUACUGAGAUACAAACUCGCCGGCGUCCAGAAAGAGACGCAGAGCGCAGGAGCAGAGAACCCUGGAGUCCCUCCUGCUCCUUUACUGGAGCUGGAGAAGUGCUGCCUGCGAAACAACAGCGCCACUCUGGCUUGGAGGUUAAUUACACCUCAGCCGAUUCCCAUCGAGGGCUACAUCCUGGAACUGGACGAUGGAAAUAGUGGACAGUAUCGGGAGGUGUACGUGGGGAAGGAGACGGUGUGCACGGUAGACGGUCUACACUUUAACAGCUCCUACAACGCCCGGGUCAAAGCCUACAACUCUGUCGGAGUCGGGGCUUACAGCAAGACCGUGGUCUUAAAGACUUCUGACGUUGCCUGGUUCUCCUUUGACCCUACCUCAGCGCACAGAGACAUCGUUAUGUCCAACGAGAACCAGACGGUGAGCUGCAACAGCUACGACGACCGCGUGGUGCUCGGGACGGCUGCUUUCUCCAAAGGAGUUCAUUACUGGGAGCUCAGCAUCGAUCGCUACGAUAACCACCCGGACCCUGCGUUCGGUGUGGCGCGCAUCAACACGGCGAAGGACGCUAUGCUGGGGAAAGAUGAUAAAGCCUGGGCCAUGUAUGUGGACAACAACCGUUCGUGGUUCAUGCAUAACAACUCGCACACCAACAGGGCUGAGGGGGGAAUAACCAAAGGGUCAACUGUUGGUGUUCUACUGGACCUGAUGAAACACACGCUUACAUUUUUCAUCAACAAAGAACAGCACGGCCCAGUGGCCUUCGAGAACAUGGAGGGUGUGUUCAUGCCCGCGGUCAGCCUCAACCGCAACGUACAGGUGACCCUAAUCACAGGUUUAGAAGUACCAAAGAACAUCAAAUAACGACCUCUGACCUGUGGGGACGAGGUACGUCUGGGUUGUACCUCUGGGUUGUUUUUCGUCACGAGGCAAGCCACUGCUCGACGCCAUUUGGUUGGAGAUCAAAGAGGACUUUUCAAAAACCACACUAUAUCUCAAAUAUAUUUGGGUUUGGUUUUGUUUUCUUCUUCUGCAUUCUUAAAGGAAUCUCAGUGGGUACAAUCAGAACGCAGUGUGUUUACAGUAAACUCAUCCCAGGCAGCAUUCCCUACAGGACCAGUAAGCUUUGA